This is a messenger RNA of Oncorhynchus keta (chum salmon), 1214 nucleotides long. Its product is annotated as aristaless-related homeobox protein-like. The transcript is spliced from 5 exons. Lineage: Eukaryota; Metazoa; Chordata; Actinopteri; Salmoniformes; Salmonidae. The record is from RefSeq and is a predicted model, not a curated record. Gene Ontology annotation, molecular function: DNA-binding transcription factor activity, RNA polymerase II-specific; RNA polymerase II transcription regulatory region sequence-specific DNA binding. Bases 173 to 1195 code for a protein of 340 amino acids. Gene Ontology annotation, biological process: regulation of transcription by RNA polymerase II.
CAAACACAAUCUGUUUGACGAGGAACAAAGGAGGAGGACAACUUAGCUUACUCCCUUUACCUGACAGAAAGAAGGAAAGAGUGAAGGAGGGAGUUGGGUGCUUUGAAGAGAGAAAUAGGGCACGAACAUACAACAGGAGCCUGUAAGUGCAAAGGGUUUAAAAAAGGGAAGCAUGACUACUAUGCAAGUGACGGUGCAAGGACCAAAGAAACGGUGCAGAGAGGACAGCUCACAUAGACAACUCACUUUGGAUAGGUGGGUGGACAGUACCGCGAGUGAGGAGGCCCCAAGCCCUCCCAAAAAACUGUCCCACUCCAUCGAGGAGAUCCUGAGGAAACCAAUCAAGGAGAUCCUGAGGACACCAACUGAGGAGAUCCUGAGAAAACCAACCAGAGUGGGAGAAGAGAGGCGAGAGGGGCUAGGUGGAUGGUCUGUUAACAGACAAAAUGAAGAAAACCCAAACCAGCAGGUAUAUACAGAAGGAACUGGUCAUAACAGGGUGCUGCCACAGCAUGGGCACAUCGUCACUGACUGGAAAGGUGACCACACUUCAUCUGACCAAAACACAAGAGUCACAAAACUACCCCCUAGAGAGUGUCACAUUGACCGCAUCUCCCUAGACUACAGUGGGGACUUCAGCAUCCACAGUAAGGAUAGUGGUCUUCAGGAGAGAGCAGGGCGAGAGGAGGGCCAGGACCAAGGAAGAGUCCAGUGGGAGAGGAACAGCUGCCACCCUCAUGUGCAGAGGAGGAGAAGGCAGACCAGGAUCAGCUUCCCUCCAAGUCAGGUGGAGGAGCUGGAGAAGGUGUUCCUGGAGACCCACUAUCCUGAUGUCCACAUAAGGGAUAAGCUGGCCUCUCGUCUGCAGCUCACUGAGGGAAGAGUACAGAUUUGGUUCCAGAACCGCAGAGCCAAAUGGAGGAAGACUGAGAUGCUAAUGGACUUAGAAAUGAUGGCCGGAGACCAGACACCUAUAUCCAAAGCUGGGUUUCUUUAUGAGGUUGAAGAGGCUAUCUCUCUGUUUCCACUGAAUGCCUCAUCAUCAUGGUAUGGGCCGUACCAACAACUACAAAACCUCCACUUCGGGGGGGUUCCAUUCCCUUUUCUACCCAUGUUGUCAGACCUGCAUCAUCAUCCCCUGAGCUCCCUCUGGACCCGACAUUUAUACUCUAUCCCAAGAGUCACUCUUAUUUGACACAUAAUGAACACAAAAU